UGGAGCUGGAAUAUUUUUCCUAUAACCUCACUUUACAGGAACACUUCAACCUCACCAUGGCAGCAAUGAAUUCGCCCCGGGAGGAGGACUUACUUUGUCCCCAGUGCUGCGAGAUCUACCGACUCCCUGUUCUUUUGAAAUGUGGCCACAAUGUUUGCAGAGUUUGUUUACAGAAAUUCUGGGAAUUGAAAGGAUGUCGAGAAUGCCCAGUGUGUCGCACUGUGGCUGAGCCCGGGAGGCCUCCUAUCAAUCUGCCACUAAAGAUAGCUGCAGAUGAAUAUCAACUGCGACGGAGCAGCAGGAAUCGAGACCUUUGUUUUCUUCACGGUGAGAAGCUGACACUUUUUUGUCAGAACGACGAAGAGCCCGUCUGUGUCGUCUGCCACACAUCCAAACAGCAUAAGGUGCACGAGUGCUGCCCAGUAGAGGAGGCUGCCCAACAGAAGAAGACAGAGAUUUCAACCAUGCUGGAGUCCCUGAGGAAAAAGCUCAGAACCCUGAACAAGACCGAGGAGCACUGGAAGGAAACAAAAACCUAUUUACAGACCCAAGCUCGUCAAAAUGAAGAAGGGAUAAAGGAGGAGUUUCGGAAGCUGCACCUGUUCCUCCAGGAGGAGGAGAACGCGAGACUAGAGGUUCUCAAACAGGAAGAGGAAAUCAAGACCCAGGUGAUGUGUGAGAAGCUGGACAACAUCCAGGAGCAGAUCACAACCCUCUCCUCCACCGUCAGUGAUACGGUGGCCACGCUCACAGCGAAGGAUUUGACCUUUUUACAGGACUACAAGAAGACAAAGAAAAGGGUCAAAUGCAACGUUCGAGAACCGGAGUGCAUCAGAGACAUCCUGAUAAACCCUGCAAAGCAUCUGGGAUCGCUUAAGUUUGGAAUUUGGAAGAGUAUGGCCAAAAUGGUCAAAUAUGUCCCCAUCACUCUGGAUCCAAACACAGCCCACUCCAACCUGGAGUUCUCUGAAGAGCUGACCUGCGUGCAGUACAGCAGGAAGCAGCUCCUGCCCGACAACCCCGAGCGCUGCACCAGCCGUCUGUGUGCGCUGGGAGCGACCGGCUUCACAUCUGGAAAGCACAGCUGGACAGUACACGUGGGCCAAAGCAGAGACUGGUACAUCGGAGCGGUCCGAGAGUCUAUCAAGAGGAAGAGCGCCGUCUUCCUCAACCCUGCCGAGGGCUUCUGGGUGAUCGGCCUGUGCGGCGGAGACUCGUUCUGGGCUCAGACGUCGCCUCGCACCAAGCUGGUGUUGAAGCAGAAGCCCGAGAGGAUCACUGUGGAGCUGGACUGUGACAAGGGAAAGGUGGUGUUCACCAACGCUCAGGAUUCGACGACAAUACACACAUUCAGAGACAGAUUCACAGAGAGGAUCUUCCCCUACGUCUCCACCGGAUUGUACGGGGAGGGGAAACUCUCCAGCCCAUUGACGAUCUGCCCUCUGACCGUAACACUGGAAGUAAAAUAGACUCACACAGCAGAUGAAGAGACACCGUUUUAAAUUAGAUGUGCGCGUUUUAACUUUUGACUGACAUAAAAAAUAAUGAUAAAGCCAUGAUUCACACAUGAAAUUCAGCAGCCAACUGAACGAUACCAUACUUUAUUGUAUGACUUAUGUACAAUUUAUUAAACAAGACUAUAAACACUUUCAA
This is a messenger RNA of Scophthalmus maximus (turbot), 1653 nucleotides long. RefSeq names its product zinc-binding protein A33-like. NCBI's taxonomy places the organism in Eukaryota, Metazoa, Chordata, Actinopteri, Pleuronectiformes, Scophthalmidae. The record is from RefSeq and is a predicted model, not a curated record. Gene Ontology annotation, molecular function: zinc ion binding; protein binding. The transcript is spliced from 6 exons. The coding region runs from base 57 to 1469 and encodes 470 amino acids.